UUCAGGUGUGCUGAGCACCUAGAGCUUCACUUGAAGCUGGUGAGAGUAUAGUACUCUGCAUUUUGGGAGGAGGGAUCUUAUAUCUCUCAGAAAACUUGCAGUAAGAUGUACUUGUCUGAAGCAAAACCAUGAAGAGAUAACUGCUAGAGGCACCAUGAGAUAUUAAACAGAAGUCUCUUCUCUCUGUUCUGGCAGCUAUCAGGCUCUGGCCAGCAGGUAAGAAGGAGCUGCACCAUCCUCCUGAGCCAUUGGUCAUGAGUUAGUCAAUUCCAUCCUAGCUGACACCCUUGAUGAAACAUCUCCGUGCAGGAGCAUAUCUAUUCCAGCUGCCAGAAGCAGAGAUCUCUUGGGCUCUGAAUGCAGAUGGUCAGGAUCAUUCACUGCCUCCUGUCUCUUAUCAUAAAAAGAAGUUGGCAAAGAGACCAGGAUACAUGAGACCACAAGCUCCACAACAGAUAGAGUUUCAGCCUCCUGCUCACUGCAAGCCAUUCAAUCCAAAGGGGCUUGAAUAUGGCAGAAAGCAUUGUGAAGACUUCGAGAACUGCUCUCUGCACAGACUAUGCAAAAAUGACUUUGAAUUCUUACAUUGUAAUUCAUCUGUAAACAGUACCAUUGUUACCACCACUGUGGUAACAACAUCCACUACGGCUGGAAAUGUGACAGGAAGCCUCAGAAAUCUGUCAGAUCUCAGGAUUCAGCCGUCAGAAAAUGUAAUUCUGCCAGUUUGUCCUGCAGCUGCCACAUGUAAAAGAGACUUCUCACCUGUGUGCAGUUCAAAUACAUGGCAGACUAAUCUACUAGCGACUACGUGGGAGACAAUCCACGGUGCUAGAGUAAAGGAGCCAAAGAAAAUGUACACUUUGGAUCAGAAGGAAGUGAAUAAUAACUGUGUAUAUAACAACAAAGAAGUUACUUCUUACUCGUCCAGUACUUGGGAUAGCUUUAAUUCAAGUUUCAGCUUCAUACAGCUCUCACUGAACUCAAGUUUUGAAAAAAGUGACACUGAAGGCCAGUCAGAUGACAGGGCAACGGAACACACUCUGGAAACAAAUGCAACAAGACAAAUAGAAAAUGUUACUUUACAUGAACCAGAGGAGAGACUAAGAAGUUCACAUAAAGACGUAGGGGCUUCAUCUUGUAUCUGUAGGCAUGGGGAGGAUUAUCAGUGUGCAAGAGAGACCAUAGUGAAAGAUAAAUUGCAGAAUUGUGAGAUGGUAUCUCUUUUGGAUACAGAUGCAGCAUUUUCAUGUUCCACAGAUUCCUCAGAUGCAGCAUCUGCUGGUUCUUCUGUUACCUCAGGCUACGAAAGUAGCUUUACUGUUAGUGAUCACAACUGGGAUACCCUGAUGAGGAAAUAUGAACUGGUGCUAUUGGACUGCUUGGUUGGGAACCGUACUAUAUUAAAGAUAAAAUCCUUAAUGUUAAGGCUUCAGAGGCUUCAAGAAAAAGCAAUAGAGGAAGAUGACUAUGAUAAAGGAAUGAAAACACACAGACUUCCUGCUUAGAACUGGUGGAAAAUGCUGACUUACUCUGCAGAACUAGGUUCUGUUGGGAGUCUGGAUUCUCCAAAGCAGGUGGUAUAAUGGAAUAGAACAAUUCUUCGCAGAGCCAUUGUGCCAGCUUGAAUGUAGAGAACAUACAACAUAUGUCAUGACAGAGUCUAUCCUACCUCUGCAAGCAUAA
Molecule: messenger RNA, 1683 nt
Organism: Chelonoidis abingdonii (Abingdon island giant tortoise)
Lineage: Eukaryota; Metazoa; Chordata; Testudines; Testudinidae
Source: RefSeq, a predicted model, not a curated record